Molecule: messenger RNA, 1107 nt
Organism: Psilocybe cubensis
Lineage: Eukaryota; Fungi; Basidiomycota; Agaricomycetes; Agaricales; Agrocybaceae
Exons: 6
Coding region: 1-1107 (368 amino acids)
Source: RefSeq, a predicted model, not a curated record
AUGGCAGAGAAUCAAACACUUCGCAACUUGCUACGAAGUUUAGCGUCUUUCAUUGGAGAAGGAGCUGGUGGCCUACUACCCAAGCUUGGCUGGGAUUUGGGAGAUUUCAAUGAUUUCGUGAACAAGUCAGAGACAGAUACUGCUUGGGAGGGAUAUCACAAGCGAAAGAAAGCAGGGUUGGUUGGAACAGGUGCUGCUGCUGCUGCUGCCGCAGACCAAUCUGAGAACUCCGCGUCUGCUCAUCUUUCCAUGAAUCAGUCGGGGAAGAGGCCCUCAGAAAGCGAUCAGGGCAAUGGUCGGUCCAAAAAAUCUCGCAGUGACAGUAAUGAUAUAUCCAACUCGAAUGGGUUCUCCAUGUUGGUUCCAAUGUCAAACUCUCCUCUCCCCUCGGCACCCUUAUACCCUGGUGCACAGCGCCCUCAAGAAAGAAACGGCAUUUUCUCUGAAUUACUUAGAGGUUCCAACGGCUCGCCCAUGUUUGUUCCCUCGCCUGCGGCUGGAAGCUCUUCUCAGUAUCCCACCUCCGGAGGUUCUAAUAUAGAGGGCAAUUACUCUUCUUCCUCGUACAAUAUCCCCGGAGUCAAUAUUAAUAUGGACCAGAACCUUUCAUCCUCUCCCUUCGAUUCCCCUUCUGCUCCCUCCGUUUCUCAACAACGACUUCAACAAGGCGGCGACUCCGGCGCUGGUGACGAUAUCGAACCAGAUGACGAUCCAAAGAAAAAUGAAGCUUACAAGUUGAUUCAUUAUCAUCUGGAAAAUUAUAAGCGAAAUUCAUCAUAUUGUUUACCUGCUUCUCUUCGGCCUACCAUAAUACAAAGGACAAUACCUCACGAAAGCAUUGUUGACCGUGUACUACAUCCAGAGUUGCGAGAUCGGAUGAUUUUACUACGCCAGCAAUUUGAGCUAGUGGAUUGUUUGGUAGAUCAUCGACGCUCUGUCAUCAUACAUGGGGAUGAUGUUCUGGCUCACAACAAUUGGGAGCUUAGUGAAAGCUUUAUUCGCAAGUAUAGUUUCCUGAUCGAUGCUGCCGUACUGAAAAUUACAAAUCGUUGGAGGAGAGAAAGAGGCGAACCCGAAAUUGUUUUGCCUGAAUCUAAUGAUCGCUAG